UCAGGAAUGCGAAGGAACGCGAGUAAGCACAAGCUAGUUGGCUAAUUAGCAAAGUUCCGAGAAAACUUUGCUUUUUGUGGCAUAUGCCAAAGUAAAUAUAUAUAUUUUAAACAAGUUGUUUUUCGCUCACGGUUUAGGAGGAAAGCUGUGGUCUAGAUGUUUAGGUCUGGCUGAUUACGGUUAAGGAACAUCGACAUGAUUGGCUGUGGUCACCCAGGGAGUAUCUGAGGGUCUGUGGACAUGGCGACGCAGUUCACCAUCGACGACGCAUUCUCAUUGGAGGGGGAGGAGGAAGGGGUGGGGCCAGAAGGAGAUCCGGAUAGGCGGAAGGCGUGGGAGCGGGAUGGAGAGAUGACGUUUGGACCGCUCUCUUUCAGCAAGCCACAGCCUCUACCCUCUGCCUCUACUGGAUCUACUGAACACAGCAACCUUAAAUACCAGAACCUGGAAAAUGAAGACAGCCUGGGCAGCCCGGUUAACUCCACCUUUAAUAACUUUUUCAAAAUCAGUGAUCCAGCCACGCUGUCCUACUGUAGCUCACAGUGGUCAUUCAGCACCCUCAGUUCUGUCACACAGCUGUCUGCGCGCUGCUGCGGGUGGAUGUCCCAUCCUUUAAUAAAGAAAAACAGAAGAGUGGUGCUAGCAUCCUUCCUCCUCCUCAUCACUGGACUUGCUCUGAUUUUCACAGGCAUCGUAGUUGAGUUAAACCCAAAUGCAGGAGUUUCAAGUGCAAUUUUCUUUGUUUCUGGAUUUCUCCUCUUUAUUCCUGGUGUUUACCACGUGAUCUAUAUAAGUUGUGCCAUCAGGGGACGAAGAGGUUUCAAGUUCUUUUACUUGCCCUACUUUGAGAAGUAUUGAAUAUGACAUCAUAUACAGUCAUGGAGGCUGGAUGCUGGCUUGCCUUUUUAAAUACAGAAAUGAUAUGAAGUAUGGAAAGAUGUUUGUGCAAUCUUAAUUUAGAGUGAAUCUGUAAACCAUCCAAAAAAUUCUGUGAAUUGAAGUUCUGUUGAAGGUCAUCAGUAAUUCCUCCAAACGUCCUGGAAUUUCAGCAUGCAAACCUCACUUGUAGCCUUGCUUUGCACAUAAUGUCUCAUAAAUCAUGACAGGCAUGACCUGAGGAGCUAACACUCAAGUCAUUAUAGACUUUGACUUGUACAUUUUUAAGCCCACCUCCCAAAUUAGUUUACCUAAAUUAUGCCAUUGACUUUGGGUUAUUGAUACUAAAUUAAAUGGAUGGCGUUGACUGUAGUUGUGCUAUGGGGUAGUUUGGCAAAGGGGGGUCCCACAGAAAAACACUGUGUCAUGGACCAAAUGGUCUCAGUUUAGAUUUACAUAUUUAUAUAUGUUAAUGAGGAUAAAACAGACUGUAAUAAUAUGUAUGGUGACAAACUGAGAGCCAGCCUCAUACUUCCUAAUACAUCAUCAUGGAUUUUCCUCCCCAUUUUUCUUUAAUUAACUAAUACCACUACUAACACUUUGAACCACUGUAAAACUCCAGCAGGUCGGGGUUGAAGAGAUGUAUUUUAUUUGUAUGUAAUUUUUUUAAAUCACUGUGCCACUACAAUAAACUUGUUUUUCUACUUUGCUUUUAAA
Electrophorus electricus (electric eel) is the source of this 1593-nucleotide messenger RNA. It is a transcript of the gene tmem134, whose product is annotated as transmembrane protein 134. The record is from RefSeq and is a predicted model, not a curated record. Lineage: Eukaryota; Metazoa; Chordata; Actinopteri; Gymnotiformes; Gymnotidae.